AUAUGUCCAAAGUGCCUUGCCGUCUACGUUGGAAACUGCAAUGGAUUGAAGGACCGCCUCACUUGCUACAGUGCUGCACAAGCGCAAGUGAAACGUCAGGAAACUGCUCAUGCAUGAUGUGGAGUAUGCACAGAUUUAUACGCUGAAGAAUCACCAUGUCAACACAAUACCUGCGCACCUCGUAAAGAUGCUGUCGUUCGCAUAGUUCGAAAUUCUACCAAUCCAGGCUCAUGCGAGUAA
This is a messenger RNA of Strongylus vulgaris, 240 nucleotides long. NCBI's taxonomy places the organism in Eukaryota, Metazoa, Nematoda, Chromadorea, Rhabditida, Strongylidae. The record is from the annotation of a GenBank genome assembly.